GGGUCCUGCAGGAGCCUGUUUAUUCUGCUGAUACAGCACCUCUAUGGAGUCGGGAAUGCCGGGCAAACCACCUCACCCCAAAGGGAAAAGCCUUCCUGCCACUGAGAAGAAAGACAAAACGCCAGAAAAGGCUACGUCAGUUCAAGCUCCAGGAGAACCAGGAGUGUCAGCUUCUCUUGAAAAUCAAGCUUUUGCUGAAUCUUUGGCUGCGGUCAUUAAGCAAGCGGUGGUGCAAGGUUUUCAGGAAGUAGCAACUUCUAAAAAGAGGGCAAGACAUGGUUACUCCAGACAAAUAGAUUCCCUUUCUGAGGUUUCGGAGGGAGAACUUUCGGAAGAUUCAGAAUUAGAUUCUCCUUUAGGUUCGGAAGAAGGGGAGAUUGACAUGGAGGAGGACUCCAAUUUUGAUCUGGCAGUGAUCGAGCCUCUGAUAAAAGCAGUUAGGCAGACGCUGACCUUCCCCAUGGAACCUGCCAGAUUAUCUUCAGCUGAUAAAUUGUUCCCGUCUCUGAAGAAGAGGUCGGUAUGCUUUCCAGUUCACGCCUCAAUUAAAGAUAUUAUUAUGGCAGAAUGGAAAAAAACAGAAAAAAGACCUCAGACUGCAGGAAAAUUUCUUAAGAAAUAUCCAUUUGCAGAAGAGGAUUCGAAAUUUUGGGAUUCAUCCCCUAAGGUGGAUGCAGCGGUUGUGAGACUGGCAAGAAAGACCACCUUACCGGUGGAUGAUGCGGCAGCUUUCAGAGAACCGAUGGAGAAAAAGAUUGAAUUUAAUCUUAAAAAAUCUUUUGGGGCAGCCUGUAGACCGGCAGUGGCGCUCACUUCAGUUUCGCGAGCCUUAAAAGUGUGGCUAGCUGAGGUAGAAGAAGCAAUCUCGUCUAAUGUAAAAAGACCUAAAGUGUUGGAAAUGCUGGCUGACUGUAAGUUGGCGGUUGAUUUUAUGUCAGAAGCUUCUAUUGAUCUAGUCCACUUUAUGGCAAGAUCUAUGGCACUGUCGGUGGCAGCAAGGAGAGCGUUGUGGCUUAAACCUUGGGCAGCAGAUGCAGCCUCGAAAUCCAACUUAUGCCAACUACCAUUUGAGGGAGAAAUGUUGUUUGGAGAGAGAUUGGAUACAAUCAAGAAAGUAUCUGGAGGAAAAAGUGUGUUCCUUCCUCAGGAAGGAAGAAACAAAAGGAUGAGGUUUGAUACAUCUUUUCACAGAGAGAAGGAGAGAUCAUUUAGAACAUCCAAACAAUAUAAGCCAGGGAAAGAAUUUAACAGACAGUCGUCCUGGAGAUCGGGCCGUCAAAGCUCAAGAGGCAAUUUCAGGAGAUCGAGAGGUUUCUCCACCUCAGGCUCAACGGCUCAGCAGCAAUGA
Messenger RNA from Xenopus laevis (African clawed frog), 1348 nucleotides. RefSeq lists its product as uncharacterized. The record is from RefSeq and is a predicted model, not a curated record. The transcript has 2 exons. NCBI's taxonomy places the organism in Eukaryota, Metazoa, Chordata, Amphibia, Anura, Pipidae. Bases 44 to 1348 code for a protein of 434 amino acids.